UCGUCGGCAUUUUUAUUUAUUCCUCCGCUCGAACAACUAAAACUGGCGCAGUCGGUAAAAACAAACUGCAAAGUUUAGCGAUACUAAAAACUGAAGUUUUUUAAGUUUCGUAAACUUUAGCAACGGGAAGCAAAUCCUAAGAUUAGCUCCCAYUUUAAAGAUCUCUUAUAUAUAUAUAAAUAUAUAAGUCGAUCGGCACAGAUAGCCAAGUUUAAGAAACUAAAGUUUCUACACAAGUUAUCUGGAACGUCGGAGAGCGACUCCGAGGAUUACAAUUUGUGAAGGCGAAGAAUAGCUUCAUUCCGCCCAUCAACAUUACCAGGAAAAGUGGGAUUAAAAAUUAAUGCCCCACACACAGAAGACGCAGAGAGAGAGCGAAGAGCACAAAGCAACAACAACAAGAUCAGUUGUAUUAAAAGAAGAUACAUCAGCAAUAAAUCGAGGCGAGCAGCAACCACUUCAGAUGACAGGAUCACAAAUUUUGAAGGAAGCUUCAAGAAUCAUGGACUUUGGCGGCAGAGAUUUAUCAUCGUUCAUCAGUGAAGUUGAGAUGACCCUUCCUUUAUUCAACCCCAACCCAUCAAUGUUGGAAUUUGCAACGCAGCGACACGUCAAAACAAAAAUUAAAGGAGAAGCAGCAAGUGUCAUCCGGCCUUUGGGACCUACACCAACAUGGCAGCAAAUGAGGGAAGAACUCAUAAAGAAUUUUGGAGUAAAGGAGUCGUACCACACCCUUUACAAUCAGGCGAUUGUACUACAAAACUAUAACAAUGUAAAGAGAACUUGCUAGAUAUCUUAUCAAAUAAUGACAUGAAUGAAGAAGAAAAGCAAAAAUUAGAAUACAUUCUAAAAGCAAAUAGCUAUUUAUUUUUCCAAGAAGGUAAAAACCUUUCUCAUACUCAUGAAAUUCAGUUACAAAAAUAAGUAGACCAACUUAUAAUAAAAUUUAUAGAUAUCCCCAUAUUCAGGAAGAAGAAAUUAUUGACAGAUGAACGAGAUGUUGCGCCAAGGUAUAAUUAAAGAAAGUAAUUCCUCGUACAACUCGCCUCUUUUAAUUGUAUCGAAAAACCAAGACAAUUCAAGGAAGAAAAAAUGGAGAACAGUUAUUGACUACAGGAAGCUAAACGAAGUCACURUAGAUGACAAAUUUCCAAUACCCCAUAUAGAAACAAUACUCAGCAAACUUGGAAAAGCUCAGUAUUUUACAACAAUAGAUCUUGCAAAAGGCUUUCAUCAAGUAUUAAUAAAA
Bactrocera latifrons is the source of this 1249-nucleotide messenger RNA. RefSeq lists its product as uncharacterized. Lineage: Eukaryota; Metazoa; Arthropoda; Insecta; Diptera; Tephritidae. The record is from RefSeq and is a predicted model, not a curated record. Bases 344 to 790 code for a protein of 148 amino acids. The transcript is spliced from 2 exons.